CCUGGCCGAUUGCACUUCCGUGCUGAGGCGCGAGGGUGACUCCACUGACCACCAGGUAGAGCGUUCGCACGCGUAUUAGCAAACAUCCGCACGCUUGUAAAAGCAGCCCUAAUCCAAGUCAUUUGGUACAUUUGCACAAUGGAACGUAGCUAAUGGCAGAACCCACCGUGUGUAGCCUUCUAUUUGGCUUUGGUCUUAUAAUCAUGCAACUUUAUAAUCAUGCACCUUUAGUUUGUUCAUAAUUUCGUUUUUAUAGCGUUUCCCUGAUCGUAUUUCCAUGCAUCCCUCGUGGAUGGAAUUACCAUAAUGUAAGAAGUCAGUCUAUUGAAUUGAGAUCAUUGUUGAACAAACACUCAAUUUACAGCAGUUUCCUUGAAGCAUCGGACCAUGUGUGUAGUCAUUGUCAUAGUGACAGCCAGUUUGUGUUUUGGCUUUUAACUGUGAAAUGGAGUGGAACAAGGGAAUCUCAUCCCCAUUGUUCAACCUACCACGAGGCCAUUUGGGUCGCAGUCUCACGAACACGGCUGUACUUACUAUUAUGCGAUAAUCUGUUGGUUUCGGGGUAGCUCAGUUGAAUAGAAGUGCGCGCUAUGGGCGUUGGUUAAUAUUUCACCCGUUUUCACGACAGAGUGUGCAGGAAUGCGGUUGGCUCGUGCGUUAGACCUAUGGGAUGACAGGCACACAUCCAGGUCCGCUGCUGACGCUGCUGCUAAAACACGCGAGCCGUCGGUUAAGGUUCAUUGUCAUGCACGAGACUGAUGAAACAAACCCUCAUUCUGCUUCGAGUAUUCUGUAGGAUUUAGGGGUGAAAGUCAGCAUGGCUGUAGAAACCUGUCGCUAUGCUCAGUUUCCAUACUGGGGCUCUGAAUUUCAGAUGCACGUGUCGGGGUUUGAGAUCCAGGACUUCGUGGAUUCGACUGUCGGCUUCAUCCCGGAAUCCCCCUCUCUGCUGGACUGCAGUGCCUGCUCCAGCGGCAGCCUUCCGCUCUCCGACUGCAGUUUGUCUGAGUUCUCAGGAUGCUCUGUUCUCCCCGUCUCCUCUCUCCUGGACACGCCUCCCCGGGAGAGCCUGUCACCUGCCCCCCCAGUACCCCCCCAGGCCCAGACCCAGGCCCCGCCCCCGGACUCGCCUCAGGACCAGCUCUUCUGGAGCAAUCUGGCUGAGCACCACCAGAAGGCUUUAGGAGAUGCCCUGGAUGCCAACAACCAGCUUUGCCUCACACUCAACAAAAAGCAGGAGGAAACCAGGGUUCUACAGCAGCAGAACCUGCACCUGAAAGAGCUGGCCAAUCAGGCCAAGCACCUGGCCUCUGUCCUCAGUAGGCUGAUCGGACCCAGCGGAACCCCCCCACCCCCCGGGGCGCCCCCCGCGCUGCACAGCCCCACCAAGAGACGCAGGCUGGAGGGGCGGUCGGAGGCGGGCUCUGGGACAGAGGCAGGGGCGGAGGGCGACGGCGAGGGCGUGCCCGCGGGCGAGGAGGUGCGGCAGAUCCUGCGGGACGUUUCGGAGCGAUGCCGGGCCGUCCUGCAGGAGCGGGCCGGGGGCGGGCUGCCGAGGCCCAGGAUGCACGGGGCCUUCCAGGGCCUGCUCACCUCCACCCCUCAGGGCCGCCAGCGCCGGCGAGCAGACGAGGAGGAGGAGGAGGGGGAGGAGGAAGAGGAGAGCACCGCCUUCAGGACCUCCAUCAGGGACCACUGCACCAUCCGGACGCUGGCCUUCCCCCAGGGGCACGCCUUCACCUCCCGAACCACACAGGGGGGCUGCCGCUUCCGCUGGAUUCCCAGCUAGAGCGGACUGAGCUACCUCCACCCCGCCCCCCCCCCCCCCCC
This is a messenger RNA of Anguilla anguilla (European eel), 1830 nucleotides long. Its product is annotated as multicilin-like. The coding region runs from base 818 to 1789 and encodes 323 amino acids. NCBI's taxonomy places the organism in Eukaryota, Metazoa, Chordata, Actinopteri, Anguilliformes, Anguillidae. Gene Ontology annotation, biological process: negative regulation of DNA replication; negative regulation of cell cycle. The record is from RefSeq and is a predicted model, not a curated record. Gene Ontology annotation, cellular component: nucleus. The transcript has 5 exons.